Diaporthe amygdali is the source of this 996-nucleotide messenger RNA. RefSeq lists its product as uncharacterized. The coding region runs from base 1 to 996 and encodes 331 amino acids. The transcript has 4 exons. The record is from RefSeq and is a predicted model, not a curated record. NCBI's taxonomy places the organism in Eukaryota, Fungi, Ascomycota, Sordariomycetes, Diaporthales, Diaporthaceae.
AUGGGUUGGGGCAACACUUCGUCUUGCUGGGCUCAGCUGACAUUCUGGUGGUGCAAUGGAUGCUACAACAUGGCUCUAGCUUUGGUAAAGCUGUCACUUCUUUUUCAAUACCUUCGCCUCCUCGACGAGAAUCCGGAUAAGAAGCAGCCUAGAACGAGGAUUGCUAUAAUCUGCCUUAUUGCGGUCACCUCGAUCUGGGGCAUCGUAUAUUCAAUCCUGGCCUGGGUUCCAUGCAUUCCCGUGGAAGCUCAUUGGAACUUCGAAGAAUCUGCUACACGGUAUGGAUAUGGCUCGGAUGAAGUCCCCAUCUUCGUCGCCACCUAUAUUAUUCACGCUGCUUGCAACAUGGCUAUUGACAUUGCUGUGCUUGCUAUACCCAUAUUCUCAAAAUCUAUGUGGGUGACAACGGACAACCAGAUGAGGUCAAGAAUAGCCAUGAUCGGUCUCUACAUCCUCGGAGGCCUUUCUGUUAUCUGUUCGGUAGUUCGCUUCAUCCUAAUUGUGCACACCCGCGCAACGACAUCCCCGACCUUCGAUCCGAGCUGGUAUGGCGCAUCUACUUGCAUCCUAUCGAUUCUAGAAGUCGACCUGGCCACAAUUGUGGCCUCUCUACCAGUGUUCUGGCCGCACUUGCGGCGCAAUAUAGACAAAAUCAUGAUCACUCGCGAAGUGGAAGUGAAAGUCACGCACGAACCGCGGCCUUUCACUCAGAUCGAGGACCAGGCUACUAAGGACGGAACGCGGAGCGGGGCCAGUGACAAGUAUGUCGGUGACCCUGCAACAAUACUGCCUUGGGAAAUUCAAGGAACAAACACCUCUUCUACAAAAGGCUCCGAAUCGAUUGUGCUGCAAGAUCUGCGCCGCAGCUACAGUAACAAGAGGACGAACGACGUGAAACUCUUCAACCCUCAUAACUCGUCUCACUCUCGAUCUAUUUCGAACCCGAUUACCAAGUGGCAACUUGGUAGAGACAGCAAGGAAGUUCUUUUGAGGUAG